AUGUUAAGUCUGGUAUCAGUUGGUAAGUAUGAUAAUAGGCGAAGGAAGAGUGUGGAAGCAGCGUGUUAUAUGUUAGGAUGGUACUUCUUUUCUCUUUCCAUUUCGAUAUACAACAAGUGGAUGUUUGGUAAUGGGUUAAAUUUCAAAUUCCCUGUGUUAGUGACGUCGUUUCAUCAAAUGUGCUUGAUGGUGCUUAGUACUGCAAUAUUAUAUUUCAAUCCUAGACUCCAACCGACAAUCAAUGGCACUGGUGUGGAGAAGAGAAGAGAUUUGGGGCAAUUCAUCAACAGCAUGAAAAUGGAGAUCCCAGCUUAUGCGAGACACAUCGUACCGUGUGCUUUGGCGAGUAGUGGAGAUAUUGGAUUAUCCAACGUCUCUUUUAAGUACAUUACUUUGAGUCUUUACACUAUGUUGAAGUCGUCGUCGUUGAUGUUUGUGUUACUCUUUGGCUUAAUUUUUAGACUUGAAAAGUUUAACUGGAGAUUAAUUUUGAUUGUGAUUACGAUGUCUAUAUCUGUCUUGAUGAUGGUCCAAAGGCCCUCUCUGUCUGAUGAUACCGAGAAUACAGGUUUCGGUAUUGGUUUGGUUCUAUGGGCUUCAGUUACUAGCGGAUUGAGAUGGUCAUUUACUCAAUUGUUGUUGAAGCAGAAUGCCUAUACAAAUAAUUCUAUCUCCACAAUCUUUUAUUUAUCUCCGUCAAUGUGUUUGACCCUAUUUUUUUUGGGAUUGAUUUUUGAAGGGUGGAAUAAUUUCAUAUAUGCCCCAAUUUGGCAAAUAAUGGGAGUUGGUAAGACUUUGGUUUUGAUGAUUGUGCCCGGCAUUUUAGCUUUUAUGAUGACCUUGUGUGAAUUCAAAUUGUUAUCCGUUGCUCAGGUCAUAACCUUAUCUGUUGCCGGCAUUUUUAAAGAGUUGUUGACAAUUGUAGUUAGUCUUUUCAUAUUUGGGGAUAAGUUAACCUUUCUUAAUUACAUGGGCUUAGUCUUGACAUUUGCUGAUAUACUAUGGUACAACUAUCAUAGGCAUUUUGAAAACGCUGAUGAAAUCUUGGUUAGAUCCAAGAAUGAAAAUCAUGACAUAGAGUUGAAUUAA
This is a messenger RNA of Priceomyces carsonii, 1089 nucleotides long. RefSeq lists its product as uncharacterized. Gene Ontology annotation, cellular component: cis-Golgi network; endoplasmic reticulum-Golgi intermediate compartment; Golgi apparatus. The coding region runs from base 1 to 1089 and encodes 362 amino acids. Gene Ontology annotation, molecular function: antiporter activity. The record is from RefSeq and is a predicted model, not a curated record. The transcript has a single exon. Gene Ontology annotation, biological process: UDP-glucose transmembrane transport. Lineage: Eukaryota; Fungi; Ascomycota; Pichiomycetes; Serinales; Debaryomycetaceae.